UUUUACGUUUCCUCGAGUGAAGGACUUCAGGUGGCGUUUCCACCGCUCGCUGCUGGUGAUGUCAGACGGCGGCUGGUUCACAUGGAGGUCAGCAGCAGAGGAGGAGGUUCACGUAGAGUUCACUCGCAUACAUUAGGUAACACCAUCGCUCGCUCUGACAUAACUAGUAUGAAGCAGGUUGAGUCGAGACAUUUGUCAAUAAAGAAGAGAUAACAAGGAGAAGAAGAAGAACUCCCGCGACUAACUUUGUUAUGCAAAACAGCCUCCAGAUCUGGAUUUUUUUUUUAACCGCUGCCUCUCAGACUCCAGUCUGCAGCUGCGUGUCAACAACAUGCACACAAUGUCUGAUUUUAAUCGCACUCGCCUCUCUCGUGGCACGUUUUCCUUCUGAAAUUUAAAAAAAAAAAAAAAAAAAACCCGUAAGAGAGAGAAGUGUGCUGUAUCCAGCGGAAUCAUGUUUGACUAUGUGGAUUUUCAAGCUUUCGGUCCGGGAGAGAUCACGGACUUCUUCACCACAUCCAGCCCUACAUGCAUGCUGCAGAGACAGGACGACGAUUUGGCAGACUUCUUCCCCGAGCUGGUGGAGGCGGAUUGGCAGCAACACCGCUGCUCGCAGUCAGUGGGAAGUCAGAGCUCCACGUCCAGCUCAGACGACCUGUUCGCCAGCCCCCCCUCCCCACCGCCCCCUCCUCGCACUUACAAGCCCUGCUUUGUGUGUCAAGAUAAAUCCUCGGGCUACCACUACGGCGUCAGCGCCUGUGAGGGCUGCAAGGGCUUCUUCCGCCGCAGCGUGCAGAAAAACAUGGUGUACACCUGCCACCGGGACAGAAAUUGCAUCAUCAACAAGAUCACGAGGAACCGCUGUCAGUACUGCCGCUUGCAAAGGUGUUUCGCUGCGGGAAUGUCCAAGGAGUCGGUAAGAAACGACAGAAACGGGCGGAAGGCAAAGAAGGAAGCGGUGAAGAUGACGAUCAUGGAGACGUACGAGCUGACGGCGGAGCUGGGACUGAUCGUGGAGAAAAUCUGCAGAGCCCACAGGGAGACCUUCCCCUCUCUCUGCCAGCUGGGCAAAUACACCACAAACUCGAGCUCGGACCACAGGAUCCAGCUGGACCUCGGGCUGUGGGACAAGUUCAGCGAGCUCGCCGCCAAGUGCAUCAUCAAGGUGGUGGAGUUUGCAAAGAGAGUUCCUGGUUUCACCGGCCUCACCAUCGCCGACCAGAUCACUCUGCUCAAAACUGCCUGCCUGGACAUCCUGAUCUUGAGGAUUUGCACUCGUUACACUCCGGACCAGGACACCAUGACCUUCUCCGACGGGUUGACUUUGACCCGCACUCAGAUCCACAACGCCGGAUUCGGACCGCUGACUGAUCAGGUUUUCACGUUUGCCGGGCAGCUGCUUCCUCUGCAGAUGGACGACACGGAGAGCGGGCUCCUCAGCGCCAUCUGUCUCGUCUCUGGAGACCGACAGGACCUGGAGGAGCCGUCUAAGGUGGAGGUGCUGCAGGAGCCGCUGCUGGAGGCGCUGAAGAUCUACUCCCGCAAACGGCGACCCAGCAUGCCGCUCGUGUUCCCCAAAGCCCUCAUGAAGAUCACCGACCUGCGCAGCAUCAGCGCUAAAGGAGCUGAGAGGGUGGUGACUCUGAAGAUGGAGAUCCCGGGCUCGAUGCCUCCUCUGAUCGAGGAGAUGUUAGAGGAUCUGCAGAACCUGGAGAAACAGCAGAACGCACACUCGGAAACUCCUCACAGCACAUGAAACCCUCCGAGGUCUCGCUGCUCGAAAAGAGCACUCGGCCUCGUUUUCCCGUCAUGGAGAGGAAACACAAACUACUUCAGAAGUGUCUGACCUCGUCUUAUGAGUCAGAGACAUGUGAGUGAAGAUUCACAGACUGUUAUAGAAAAGGAACCACUAUGUAUAAAAAGAAGAGAUUCAGAUGUUACACUAACGACUAAGCUGAUGGAAGAAGAGCUAAUAACUGAGUCGGAGGGGACGAACAGAAAGACACUUGACUCAAUAUAUCAUUUUUUUAUUCCCUCCUGACUUUUAGGGCGUUUUCACAUCAGGCAUGAUUGCUCCCCCUCCCCCGCUGGUCUGCGUUCACAUUAUCGAUCUGUACCCGAGUACACUUGGCUAUGUUCGCAUCCAGAUACAGCAGGUGGCAGUAUGCACGUAGCUGGUUUGCAAAUCUGCCAAUAAGCUAAAUGAAGAAGAAGAAACCAUGGCAACCACUCACCAGCUGAGUCCGUCCUGCUAACUGUGGAUGUUUUUGUUACGACCCUCUUCCUACUUCCACAUCUACCUUCCACAUCUAGCUCAGAGGAUGAAACAGGCCCGUGCUGUACCGCAGCGACGGGAGCUGUUUAGUAUUACGUCAUAUAUCGGUUCAGUUUCCCGUUUGAGCACGUUGCGUUCACAUGACCCGCGGACCCGUCCUCGAGUACUCAUGAAUCGUCCCUGAGACCGCCUCUUCAAGCGGACUCAGACACUUUACCUGAGUACGGUUUGUGUUACUUCGCGACUUUAGCAUUAGUUUAGAAACGUUAGAUUUUUUUCACUUUUUUUCUACGUUUGAUUUACAGACAUGUAAGAAAAGAAAAACGGACAGAUUUAUAUUUACAAAAAGGGAAAUGUAACAACUUAAAGUUAUAAGAGCUUUACUCGUAACAGUGAAUGCUCAUAACUUGUUUGAUUAUAUAAAUAUAAAUAUAUAUGUCAGCUCAGCGAUGAAGGUGAAGAGAACAAGACAAACUUUAAAUGAUUGCAGAAUCAUUUAAAGCAGGCUAGAAAAUGUAAUCGAAUGUUUUGCAGUAUCAGAUAUUUCAUAAGAGUUUGAACAUUGUCAGUAAGCUAAUAAACAACAUUACUCCUCCUAUCGUUUUCUUAGAGUUUUAACCCCACUUGGUUUAUUCUCAUAUGUCGGAGGUCUUAAAUGUCCUUUAAAGGACAUCUAUUAUCAUUCGUUCACCAUUAAAGUCAGGGUUGGUAAUUUCCUCCAGAUCCACUUUUUAAGAUUUUGGUUGAAAUUGUCUUCAGGUCCUGACAGAAAUGAAUAACUCAUGUUCUCUUAAAGAGGAACGAAGAAAAUCCGUGCUCAGGUGCAGACGGAGCACUGAGGGGGAAUGCUACUUUCAAAAUCAUGCUAGUUUUAGAAAAUUACCAACCCUGCCUUUAAAGAUGUCAGUCGUAUCUGAUACUGGCGUCAGUAAAAUCCCUCAUUUCAGCCUCGGCCUGAAACGCUUCAUUUCAGCUGCUGUUUCUUUAAGUCCCUCCCCUUCUUACGUGGCCGCUUUCUUCCGAUUGGCCAGCUCUGUUUGCACUUGCAGGGAAGUUUGAGUGAGAUUCCAGGUAGGCCUGUCCUUGAAAAAGCUGUUGGGGUCGGCGUGGCCUACAUCGUCGCUCCAUGCUUUGAGUUCUCAUAACGUCUCGUUCAGGGCAGCAGGAAACCACGUCCAGUGAAAACGCCACAUACCUUGUGUUUAAAAAAACUUGGUUUAGUGCGGACAUCCAACAUCGUAACAUUACAUGUCUGUAUUUAAAGAUGGAUCAGCAUCAUAGAUCUCCUUUAAAAUGUUUGAGUUUAAUCGCUGAUCCUUUUUAUGUUUUUCCUUUUUAUACAUAAUUUUGUCAAAUUCUUUGUUUGGUUUUUUUUGUUGUUUUUUACAGAAGUUUGUUUUUUAUUGAACAAAUCCAGUCAGUUUUUGUAACGGCACCAGUGUAAGAUACUUUGUACUGCGUCAAUAAUGUUAUUAAUAAAUAAAAACCUGCAGAAUUCAAACCAAACAA
Molecule: messenger RNA, 3784 nt
Organism: Labrus mixtus (cuckoo wrasse)
Lineage: Eukaryota; Metazoa; Chordata; Actinopteri; Labriformes; Labridae
Product: retinoic acid receptor beta-like
Exons: 8
Coding region: 455-1756 (433 amino acids)
Biological process (GO): regulation of transcription by RNA polymerase II; retinoic acid receptor signaling pathway; cellular response to corticotropin-releasing hormone stimulus
Cellular component (GO): transcription regulator complex; nucleus
Molecular function (GO): RNA polymerase II cis-regulatory region sequence-specific DNA binding; zinc ion binding; nuclear receptor activity
Source: RefSeq, a predicted model, not a curated record